CUCUCAUACAUCUCUGAGAUAACUCUCUGAUCGAUCCUUAGUUUUAAACGAAAAAAAACUAAGUCAUGGCUAGAAUCAACAGCUUGGUUUGUGUUUUUGCUCUUGCUUUUCUAGCUCUUGCAUCUACUUCCUACGGUUACUAUGGUAAUGAAGAACCAACACCUUCUGGUACUGAAGGUCAACCUUUUAAGAUUUCUAAUUACGUCCCAAGAGUUAGAGUACCUAAAGUUCCUGAGGUAGAACACCCAGAAGUCCCAGACGUUCCAGCUGUUCCCGAGGCCAAGAAGCCAUAUGUCCCAACCGAGCCUAAGGUUGAGAAGCCAGACGUUCCAGCUGUUCCCGAGGCCGAGAAGCCAUACGUCCCAACCGAGCCUAAGGCUGAGAAGCCAGAGGUUCCCGCUGUUCCCGAGGCCAAAAAGCCAUACGUCCCAACCGAGCCUAAGGGUGAGAAGCCAGAGGUUCCAGCUGUUCCCGAGGCCGAAAAGCCAUACGUCCCAACCGAGCCUAAGGUUGAGAAGCCAGAGGUACCCUCUGUUCCCGUGGCCGAGAAGCCAUACGUCCCAACCGAGCCGAAGGUUGAGAAGCCAGAGGUUCCCUCUGUUCCCGAGGCCGAAAAGCCAUACGUCCCAACCGAGCCUAAGGUUGAGAAGCCAGAGGUUCCAGCUGUUCCUGAGGCCGAGAAGCCAUACGUCCCAACCGAGCCUAAGGUUGAGAAGCCAGAGGUUCCCUCUAUUCCCGAGGCCGAGAAGCCAUACGUCCCAACCGAGCCUAAGGUUGAGAAGCCAGAGGUUCCCUCUGUUCCCGAGGCCGAGAAACCAUACGUCCCAACCGAGCCUAAGGUUGAGAAGCCAGAGGUUCCAGCUGUUCCUGAGGCCGAGAAGCCAUACAUCCCAACCGAGCCUAAGGUUGAGAAGCCAGAGGUUCCCUCUGUUCCCGAGGCCGAGAAGCCAUACGUCCCAACCGUGCCUAAGGUUGAGAAGCCAGAGGUUCCCUCUGUUCCCGAGGCCGAGAAGCCAUACGUCCCAACCGAGCCUAAGGUUGAGAAGCCAGAGGUUACAGCUGUUCCUGAGGCCGAGAAGCCAUACGUCCCAACCGACCCAAAGGUCCAAACCCCCAAAAACUAUGCAGUACAAGGGCUUGUUUACUGUCAAUCCGGCACCAAACGUACACCAAUUGAAGGAGUUGUGACAAAAGUUGUAUGCUUUGCCUAUGAUUUAGUUUCUGAGCUAUUGGUCGUCACCAGUAAAACUGACAACAAGGGAUACUUCUACACUCCAUUGGAUGUAUCACAAAUCAUUUACCAAGUAUUCCAGUGCAAGGUGUACCUUGAUUCCUGCCCAAUGACAAGUUGCAGUCACCCUACCGAUAUCAACAAUGGUGUCACUGGUGCCCUCCUUUCUCUCAAUUAUCACAGUCUCCCCAAGAACAAGAACUUAUACUCUGUUGGUCCUUUUGUUUACACUCCUGAGCCGAAGUACUAAAGAUGAUUGAUUAAUCACUCUUUCAUGCAUGCUGA
This is a messenger RNA of Papaver somniferum (opium poppy), 1516 nucleotides long. RefSeq names its product protein PELPK1-like. NCBI's taxonomy places the organism in Eukaryota, Viridiplantae, Streptophyta, Magnoliopsida, Ranunculales, Papaveraceae. The record is from RefSeq and is a predicted model, not a curated record. The coding region runs from base 66 to 1481 and encodes 471 amino acids. The transcript is spliced from 2 exons.